This is a messenger RNA of Maudiozyma barnettii, 1185 nucleotides long. RefSeq names its product peptidylprolyl isomerase CPR7 (gene CPR7). Gene Ontology annotation, molecular function: protein binding; peptidyl-prolyl cis-trans isomerase activity. The transcript has a single exon. NCBI's taxonomy places the organism in Eukaryota, Fungi, Ascomycota, Saccharomycetes, Saccharomycetales, Saccharomycetaceae. Gene Ontology annotation, biological process: protein peptidyl-prolyl isomerization; protein folding. The record is from RefSeq and is a predicted model, not a curated record. Bases 1 to 1185 code for a protein of 394 amino acids.
AUGUCUGAAAAAAUACAAGUAUUCUUUGACAUCUCUAUCGAAGAACAAAAUAUAGGUCGUAUUGUUUUCGAACUUUUUAAAUCUGAAGCACCACUUGCAACUGAGAAUUUCCUUCACUUAUGUAGAGGUGAUUUAACAAAAACAAUAAAUGGUGAGGCCAAACAAUUAACAUAUAAAAAUAAUUUCUUCCAUCGUAUCGUGAAGACGUUUAUGAUCCAAGCUGGUGAUAUCAUCUAUGGCUCAGAGAAAUUUGAAAAAUCUGACGAUAUUGGUAAAGGUGGUUGUUCUAUAUAUGCAACAGAUGAUGAAAUAGCAGAACCUGUUGAUUUACCUUGUUAUGGUAAAUUUAGGGAUGAAAAUUUGGGAGAAUUCACAGAACCUUUUUAUCUAGCAAUGGUUACUACUGGGGAACCCGAUUCUAACACAUCUCAAUUUUUUAUCAUGACAGGAACUGCUCCCCAUCUAAAUAACAAACAUACAAUCUUUGGAAAAGUUAUUCACGGUAAGUCUGUUGUUCGAACUGUUGAACAUGCUAAUGUAGAUUCUGAUGGGUUUCCUGAAAAACGUAUAAGAAUAUCCGAAUGUGGCGAAUGGAACAAUACAAUGCCAAUUCCCCUCUAUAAUGCAUCAAACAACCUAAUCGGUGGUGAUAUAUAUGAAGAAUAUCCUGAUGAUGACAAAACCUUUGAUCCAGAAGACUUCAAUAAAGCAUACGAAGCUGCAUUUACAAUUAAAGAAUCUGGGUCUCAACUGUUCAGAUUGAAAGAUUUCCAAAAUUCAUUUUUUAAGUACAAAAAAUCUUUGAAUUACAUUAAUAUGUUCAUACCAGAAGGAGAAGUUGAUAAAGAGAAUAAUUUGAAAUUUUUGGAAUUAAAGACCAAGGUAUAUUUGAACCUGUCACUUCUGUCGUUCAAUUUGAAAAAUAUAGAUGGUUGUAUUACAUAUGCCAAAUAUGCUCUCGAGUCUCCUGGAAUAGAAAAUAAGGACAAGGCAAAGGCGUAUUAUAGGAUAGGAAACGCAUAUUUGAACAAAAAAGCUUAUGAUGACGCUUUGACAAAUUAUAACCUUUGCAAAGAAAACAAUCCUGAUGAUAAGGUGAUUGAUGUGAAAAUUGUAAAUGUUGAAAACAUUAUAGAACAAAAUAAAGAGAGGACAAAGAAGAACAUUGCUAAAUUUUUUAGUUAA